Molecule: messenger RNA, 1369 nt
Organism: Zophobas morio
Lineage: Eukaryota; Metazoa; Arthropoda; Insecta; Coleoptera; Tenebrionidae
Gene: Lab
Product: homeobox protein Hox-A1
Exons: 2
Coding region: 56-1186 (376 amino acids)
Biological process (GO): regulation of transcription by RNA polymerase II
Cellular component (GO): nucleus
Molecular function (GO): DNA-binding transcription factor activity, RNA polymerase II-specific; RNA polymerase II cis-regulatory region sequence-specific DNA binding
Source: RefSeq, a predicted model, not a curated record
GUGGCCCGUGCAAGCGGUCUUGCCAUGUGACGUGUUUCUGUGCAGUGGACACUUGAUGUGCGAAAUGAUGAUGAUGGACAUUGGUAUGUACGGCCAUCACAGUCAACAUGGGGCUUACAACCCUUCGGACACGAACUACUACAACUACUCGAGUGACAUUUCCUCCAACGCCCCCCAGCUCCCGCACUACUCCAACUACCACUACGAAGAGCCUUAUCUCUACUCCACCGAAGAGACUCCUCCUUCGCCCCAAGACGGUACUUUGUACUACCACCACCAGCCCAUCCCCCAAGACAACCCCAUUAUCAACACGGAGACGGGGUUGAGCUACACCAACCUGGACUACGGUGGGUCUAAUGGGAACCCGAUGUAUCCAUCGAUCAAUCAGAACAGCUACAACGACGCUUACCAUCAGAGGACCCAUGAUAACAUGUUGAUCAGACACCACGAGGAAGUUAGCGACGGCCAUCAACAGCACCAUUUUCUUCACGAGAACAAGUAUCAACUUGAGGUUGAUGCCAAUUAUCACUCGCAUAUUGUUGCUAAUGCACAGACGAGUUCUUCGUGCAUGGAAUUUCAGCAUUUGCAUAGGUAUAAGGACGAUGGGAUGCAGGGUGAUGGGAGGAUGCGACAGCACGUCAUGCACAACUUGAGUUCGGUUCCUCAACCUCAGCCAGUGUUACCGACGUAUAAGUGGAUGCAAGUCAAACGGAACGUACCUAAACCAACAGUACCAAAAAUUCCUCCUACAAAUCUGCCCGACUUCCCAACUUCGAGCAACCCUUCCAACACCAUGGAGAGUCCCAACCCAGCUUCCAGAAACUCUUGUUUGGGCUCCAACACUUCCAGCAUGCUAAGCCUCAACUGUUUAAACACCGGCAGAACCAAUUUCACCAACAAGCAACUGACGGAACUAGAAAAAGAAUUCCAUUUCAACAAAUACCUAACGCGAGCACGGAGGAUCGAAAUUGCGUCCGCUUUGCAACUUAACGAAACCCAGGUGAAAAUCUGGUUUCAAAACCGAAGGAUGAAGCAAAAAAAAAGAAUGAAAGAAGGACUUAUACCGCCCGAGCCCAUUUCAACAAAUCUAAACACAGGAAGCAAUAGCAGUUCGCCAAGUUCAACAAACUUAAUGCAAAAUGAUUCCGUUGUUGGCAGCAAUGAGAAUAGUCGAGAAUCAAACUAGAGUUUGUGGAUUGUGAAUUCCUUGAACUGUGAACAUUGUGUAUUCGUCGCCAAAGAAAUAGUUGUAGUUUUUGUUUGUUUUUUAAGGACACUCCCGGGCAAAUUCUGUAACGUUUUAGUUAAUUUAUUUGGGUUACUAUUUAUUUAUAUUUAUUUAAAAUGUAAAAUAAAUUACUUAAUCUAC